CACGCGGAAGUAAAGCCGUUCAUGGCGCGCAAUAAAGAAGUGGAAGCGCUGGGAAAAGUAAUGAGAGAAUCAUGUCAAGGUUCCUGCGAGCGGUUCAGAAUGAUCUACCGAAGAAAGAAAAAGUGGAGCUUUUAGAGCACGACCUCAAGAAAUGUGGACUAACAGGAGUGAAGCUAAGGUCGUACCAGCUGGACGGCGUGCGCUGGCUCGCUCAGUGUAUGAAGACUCUGGACGGCUGCAUUCUGGGGGAUGAAAUGGGUUUGGGUAAAACAUGUCAGGCCAUCAGCUUGAUGUUAUACGCUCAAGGACGUCUCCGCGUGAAGGGUCCCUUCAUGGUGCUCUGUCCUCUGACAGUAAUGGACAGCUGGAUGCAAGAGCUAAAGAAUAUCUGUCCCAGUCUGAGGGUAAUGUGUUACGCGGGUGAUAAAAAACAAAGAGCUGAGCUGCAGAGGGACAUGGAGGACAAUCAUCCUGACAUCUUCCUGACUUAUUACCAGACAUGCCAGAGUGAUGCAUCAAUAUUAAAAAGGUGGAAGUGGAACAUGCUGGUUGUGGAUGAGGCUCAACGACUGAAAAAUGAAAAUUCUAAACUUUACCAAGCCCUUACAGAGUUCUCUCUGGGCUUCAGGCUUUUGCUAACUGGAACUCCCAUCCAGAACAAUCUUCAGGAGGUCUAUUCGCUCCUCAGCUUUAUCCAGCCUGAUGUUUUCCCACCUGACGCUUCAACAGAGUUUGUUAGGGCCUAUACAGAUGUACAGACUCAAAGCUCAACAGCUAAGGAGCUCCACCAGGUUCUCCAGCCCUUUUUGCUGCGCAGGGUGAAGGCAGAGGUGGAGACGGAACUGCCUAAGAAAAUCGAGUUGGUGGUUUAUCACGGGAUGUCUGCACUUCAAAAGAAGUUCUACAAAGCUAUCCUGAUGAAGGAUCUGACUGUGUUCGGGAGCAAUCAAGGCAAUGAGAACCGUCUACUGAACAUCCUGAUGCAGCUGAGGAAGUGUGUGGCUCAUCCCUACCUGUUCAAGGGUGUGGAGCCUGAGCCCUUUGAGAUUGGUGAACACUUGGUAGAGGCGAGUGGGAAGCUGACCCUGCUCGACCCUAUGCUCGCCCACCUGUUCAAGGAGGGUCACAGGGUUCUGCUGUUCUCUCAAAUGACGAGUAUGUUGGACAUUGUGCAGGACUACCUGGAGUACCGAGGUUACAGCUACGAGCGUCUGGACGGCUCGGUGCGAGGAGAGGAGCGCUUUGUCGCAGUCAACAACUUCAAGGCCGAAGAUGUCUUCAUCUUCCUGCUCAGCACUAAAGCUGGCGGGGUUGGUUUGACCCUGACAGCAGCCGACACUGUAAUCUUCUUGGACAGCGAUUUUAAUCCGCAGAACGACGUGCAAGCGGCAGCGAGAGCGCACCGGAUCGGACAGAAGAGGCCUGUGAAAGUCAUCCGGCUGCUGGCGAGAGACACGGUGGAGGAGAUCAUUUACUCUCGCGCUGUCUCCAAACUCAAUCUCACCAACACUGUGAUCGAGGAGGGAAAGUUCUCUCUGCUGAACAAACGUCAGGCCGCCGCUGCUGAUCAGAUGCAGUUAAGUGAGAUCCUGAGGUUUGGAGUCCACAAGCUGCUGUCGUCAGAUGAGAGCUCGAUUCAGCAAGUGAACGUCGCGCAGAUCCUGGGAGAGACACGAGACGGCAAGUGGGUGAUCAAGGAGGAGCUCGUCAGGUCUGCUGAGGAAGAGGAGGAUGAAGAUCAUCCAGAUCACAUGUACUACUUCGAGGGGAAGGACUACUCCAAAAUCCCCAGCGUGGAGGACGAGAAAAGGUUCAAACUCAUGGUGCAGGAGCACUCGGCUCCCCAGGAGCAUGCUGGGAAAGCAGGCCGCAGUCUUCGCCACAAAGUCGGAGUUUUAUUCCCUCUACCUUUACCCUCGCCAAUGAGACCCAAGAGGCCGCUGACGGAGUCCGAGCUGGAAGAGCGUCGCCGGAAGAGAGAGGAAGCUGCUGCUAAAAGAGCCAAGCUGCAGGAAGAGAAGAAGAAACAGCGCGAGGAGAAAAAAUACAAGAGGAAGAUGGCCUGGUGGGAAUCAUCUGGGUAUAAAUCGCUGUGCCUGCCCUCUGCUGAUAGUGAAGGUGAAGAUGUGGAUGAAGAAGAUGAUGAUGACAUCAGCAGUGUGAACUCUACAGACUCGGAUGACGCGGCGAUUCAUUACGUCCUCGGUGACGUCACACAACCUCAGGCCGACCGCAAAGACGCCAUUAUUGUACACUGUGUGGAUGAUUCUGGACACUGGGGGAAAGGUGGAUUGUUUACGGCUCUGGAGAUCCGAACAGAUGAGGCGAAGAAACAGUACGAACUUGCGGGAGACAUGGAAGAUUUGGAGCUCGGGAACGUGCUGCUGUUUUCCAUUGACGACAAGCUGACGAGACCGAGCGGAAGAGACUAUCUGGCUCUGAUAGUCGCCCAGAAACGAGACAAAGCCAACAAGCUGUCAGGGAUUUACCUGACCGCCCUGGACGAGGGGCUCAAGAAGAUCUACAGAGCUGCCAAGCAGAAAAAAGCAAGCGUCCACCUUCCCCGAAUCGGCCAUGCCACCAAGGGCUUCAACUGGUACGGCACAGAGAGACUGAUACGCAAGCACUUGGCCUCCCGGGGAGUCCCCACCUUCAUCUACUACUUCAAGCGCCCGACUUCUCACCCCACUCCGGCGGUCCCUUCUACCUCGGGCUCAGGGUCCGGUCCCCCAGCACAAGUCUCUCCCGGCUCCUCGUGUUCCCUCAGUCCUCCCACGUCCCCAGAAGGUCCAAGCACGUCACAGCAGGGUGGAGAAGCUUCCGGUUUGGACGAUUUUAUGAGAGGAGUCCACGUGUUCUUCUACAACGUCGGCGCAAUGGAGAAAAAAACACUUACACGAUACCUUAUUACAUAUGACGGCGAUGAAGAGGAUCUCAUGUGCUCACAGGUCACUCACAUUGUGGCUGAAGUGGAAACUCCAGUUCAUAUUCAGGAAUUACAGGAUCUGUGUCAGCAGUAUCCUAAUGCGCUCCUUGUGAAGACGAAGUGGCUCGAGUCUUGCUUCGCCAACCAGAAAAAAGUCGGAGCUUCCAAGUUCAUUCAUCACUUCAAAUAAAUACAUAAAUUCUUUUAAAGUUGGCAAGUCCAAAAUGUAAUUACCUCUGUGCCGGUGAAUCUUGGAUUUUAAAAGACAAAUUAAAUCAAACAUUUAUAAACUUCUCUCUCUUCUGUUUUCUCAACACUUGGCUCAUUUAUGUACACUUUCAUAUUGGAUAUUAGAGCUUUUCAUUGGUUACUGGCUUUUCAGACAUCAUGUACAGUAUAUAAUUUGUGAGGGUGCCAAUAGUUUUGGAGUGCUGGAAAACAAAACGUUAAAAUAAAGCUAUAAAACAGU
Messenger RNA from Clarias gariepinus (North African catfish), 3395 nucleotides. It is a transcript of the gene chd1l, whose product is annotated as chromodomain helicase DNA binding protein 1-like. Gene Ontology annotation, biological process: chromatin remodeling; DNA repair. Bases 72 to 3116 code for a protein of 1014 amino acids. Gene Ontology annotation, molecular function: ATP binding; ATP-dependent chromatin remodeler activity; DNA helicase activity. Gene Ontology annotation, cellular component: nucleus. The transcript is spliced from 25 exons. Lineage: Eukaryota; Metazoa; Chordata; Actinopteri; Siluriformes; Clariidae. The record is from RefSeq and is a predicted model, not a curated record.